AACAACAUGCAGCAUAUCACCAAUGUCUCUUGAUCUUCUCCUGAACCUAAGCACAGGCUCUACUCUUCAGCACAAUGGUGAUCUGCAAAACUCAAUUUUACAGUAAAGUAUUGGCAACAAUUUAGAGACCAGAUCCUGCUAUCAAUGAGUCAGACAACUUUAUGAUGACCAACAUCGCCUAAUCUAAGACUUUUUUUUUUGUAUGUUGCUUUAUUUCAGAGGCAGUAACAUAUAGUUAGUCAUUCAUGUGUGUUCUUUCUGGUCGAAUACAGACAUUAAACAUAACUGCAAGUUAUUCUGUGUUGUUAUCAUUCAGGUUGGAUUUCAGUUUUAAUGUACUUUUUUUUUUUUUUUUUUUUUUUUAAACAAAGCAGCUGAUAGAAACUAGUGGACUGCUGACUCGCUUGUGUAUUUUGUACAACAAUUGCAACUGCUUUUUAUCACUUAAAGAAGCACCACAAUUUUAAAAUGUUGUCUUCUGUUACAUAGUGACCACUGAACAGACAUUUAGAAGUGUAUUUUAAAAUGCAGAGUAUUGAAAAUAAUAAUUCAAACAAAAAAGCUGUAAACGCUUGCAUUUUUUUGCAACACUAAAUUAGUGUCUCUAAAUUAGGAGACAUCUGCGUCCCUUGUGUGGUAGUCCUACUAGUGAUGUAUUUGCUCAGCCAAUGCAUUAAUUUUUAGAAAUAUGCAAAAUUACUUCACUUAAAAUAUAUUUGGAUAAAUUACCUGUUGUUUUCAUUACAGAACUCUAACAAGACAUAAUGAAUUCAACUGAUGAAACAGAUUACUUCAACAGUGAUUACAGUGAUAUUGUAAAAGAUCUUCAAAAUCACUCAAACAACAUUCCUGUGGAUGUACAUGCUGGAUACUGCAAGGAAGCAGCAUGUGUAAUCACAGUAAUUCUUAAUGUGAUCAUAUUCCUUCUUGGCAUCGUUGGAAAUGGUGCGGUGAUCUGGAUUACUGGUUUUAAGAUGAAGAAGUCAGUGAACAGCACCUGGUACCUGAGCCUGGCUUUGUCUGACUUCAUUUUCUGCGCUACUCUCCCUUUCAUCAUUAUCAAAACAGUGAUGGACGACUGGAUCUUUGGGCUCUUCAUGUGCAAGUUCACCUCUUUUGUUAUGACCAUCAAUAUGUACAGCAGCAUUUUCAUCCGGGUCAUCAUUAGCGUGGAUCGCUGCAUCACAGUCAAGUUUCCUGUCUGGGCCCAAAAUCAACGCACUAUAAAGAAAGCUUCUUUAGCUGUUAUGAUGGCUUGGUUCGUGUCGGCUUUGCUUAGCAUUCCAUCUGCCAAAUUUAGAGAUAUUAUCCAUGACUCAACGGUCAAAUGUUAUACCGACUAUAAAGGUUACCACAGAACCAUUGUGUUCACACGCUUUACUUUUGGGUUUUUAAUUCCGCUCCUGACCAUUUCCACCUGUUACUCCGUCCUGAUCUGUAAACUUAGAGCAAACCAAAUGUCCAAAUCCACCAAGCCUUACAAGAUAAUGAUUUUACUGAUUACAACUUUUUUUGUCUGUUGGUUGCCAUUUCACAUUAUUUGUAUUCUAGAGGUGGGCAAAACUGAGCAUGAUCCUGUCUUUAACACGGCCCAACAAAUAUCUGCAGCCCUUGCCACUGCAAACAGCUUUAUAAACCCAUUCCUCUAUGCAUUCAUGGCCAAGGAUUUGAAGAAGAAAUGCUAUUCCUUCCUGUCAAAGAUUGAGAGUGCCAUUGAUGAGGAGACCCGGAGCGCUUUCCAAAGAACCUCCAUUACCAAUUCUGUGGAUUGAGACAGACUUUCCACUGCUGUCUGAAAUUUUAAAACAAUUCUUGAACAAAAGAUAUUUCUCUUUAUUCUCUUCCACAUCGGACUGGAGAAUGUUAGCCUAUAGAAAAGAUGGAACGUUAAUAAGUUGUACAAUUGUUUGUUGCAUGUAACGCAGCUGAAAUAUCUAGAAUAAAUCUAUGUAAAUAGGUUCAAUAAAAGCUACUUUCUACAAAAGUUUUGUAUAUUAAAAUGCCAUUUUGCUCAAUGAUUUUGCAGAAUUUACUGAUUUUAUCUUAUAAUUUGUGCAUGUUACUGAUCAACACAUCGCAGAUACAUAAAUAUAUGGAGUGGGGCAUCAAAUAAUUUGGGGUUUUGAAUUUACUGACGAUUGUAUGCAUUGAGCAUCAUUUGAGCAAGAUCAACAAAUCUUGUUACGCUCCACAU
This is a messenger RNA of Megalobrama amblycephala (Wuchang bream), 2194 nucleotides long. Its product is annotated as chemerin-like receptor 1. Gene Ontology annotation, molecular function: complement receptor activity; G protein-coupled receptor activity. Gene Ontology annotation, cellular component: plasma membrane. The transcript has a single exon. Gene Ontology annotation, biological process: chemotaxis; phospholipase C-activating G protein-coupled receptor signaling pathway; inflammatory response. Bases 765 to 1772 code for a protein of 335 amino acids. NCBI's taxonomy places the organism in Eukaryota, Metazoa, Chordata, Actinopteri, Cypriniformes, Xenocyprididae. The record is from RefSeq and is a predicted model, not a curated record.